GGGGAAUCAGAACUGACAGAAGAGAGUGAGCAAUCGCAGGCAAUUGUAUAAAGUGUAUAUUUUUGCAUAUGCGAUUGCUCACUUCUCUCUCUGUCAGCUUCACUCUCUCUCUCUCUCUCUAGCUCUCUCUCUCUCUCUCUCUCCUCUAUCAAUUGAUUUUCUGGCUUCCCACAAUUUCUACCCCCACUGCACCAAAUACACGAAGAACUCAGUGUGUGUGUGUGUGUGUUUUAUUGUCAAAAAGGUGAGAGAGAGAAAUAUGUAUACAUGAAAUUGCGAAGAUUUAUUGUUCUGAAGUGGUAAAAUAAUUCAUCGUGGAAAAUUUUCUGGAAUGAUGAAGAAGGGUUGAGAAUUUGAGAAACCCUUUGCAUAUAUGUAUUUUUGUUUUCUUGUUUAUUUAAUUAGUGAAAAUCUAGGUUGUGUUUUUCCGACAUAGGUUAUCCAGCGCAACAGGUCUUGAGUUGGGCGUGACUUUUGAUGUUCUUGUUCAAGAUUUUGGGAAGGUACGCCUGCAUACGGUUCUGAUUUAACGGAAGAUAUUGUGGUUUUUUAUGCUCAUUUUUAUUAAUUAAUUAUUUAUUUAAAUCCCAAUUUUCUCUCAAGAUUUAUACUUAUUUGAAUUCUUGAAAUAUGUCUCUUACAUAAAAUGAAAAUACACAAAUUUAUUUAUAUUUUAUGUGAAAAUUAAACAUGGGGUGUUUCUUUCUAGUUCAUCUAAUCUUUAUUUAUUUUAUAAUUGUAAUAAUUAUUAUUUUUAACUAUUUUUAUUUGUAUUUUAUUGCGAGGAAUUUCAAUGAUGUAUGUAACUCAGACAAGGAAGAUUUUUGUUUCCUUGAACAAGCUGAUACGCAUAGAAUCAAGAAUGGGAAAUUUCUAUCUACAGUAUUUAAAACUUGGUGCUGGGGUUAAUCCAUAUGCUGAAACUUCACCCUCGUUCUGGACAUCAUUAAAUGGAAGAAAAAAGCAUUUUAUCCGGCAGCGAAAUCUCCGACUCCAACAGCAGCAGCACCACCACCACCGCCCUCCCCUUCUUCCCCGGCCAUGACAUCAUCAACAGUGGGCCCGCGGCGCCGCCUUCCAAGUUCAAAGGUGUGGUGAGCCAAUCGAACGGCAACUGGGGCGCCCAGAUAUACGCCAACCACCAGCGCAACUGGCUAGGCACCUUCAAGUCGGAGGUCGAAGCCGCCAUGGCCUACGACAGCGCCUCCAUCACGCUCCGCCCGAGCGGCGGUUGCGUCGGCGGCGCCACCCACCGCAACUUCCCGUGGACCUCCAUCACCGCCUGCGAGCCCCACUUCCAGAGACAGUUCACCACGGAGGCCGUCCUCAACAUGAUCAAGGACGGCACCUACGCCGCCAGAUUCUCCGAGUACCUCCGGUCGCACGGCCGCCAGGUAGCUGCCGGCCGCGGCCGCCGCUGUCUGUCGGCCUCCGCUCACGGCGCGGUGGGUGUCAGGAUGCGGCAGCUGUUCCAGAAGGAGCUGACGCCCAGCGACGUGAGCAAGCUGAACAGACUGGUGAUACCGAAGAAGUACGCGGUGAAGUACUUCCCGAGAAUCAUGGAUAAGGUGGAGGGGCAAAAUGGGAAAGAUGGCGGAAUAAUGGAUUUGGAGCUGACGUUUGUGGAUAGGGGGAUGAGUCCGUGGAAGUUUAGGUAUUGCUAUUGGAAGAGUAGCCAGAGCUUUGUGUUCACGAGGGGGUGGAAUCGGUUCGCGAAGGAUAAGGGGUUGAAAUCGAUGGAUAAGGUUAUUUUCUACUCGUACGAGUGUGGAGGUAAGAAGAUGUGUUUGAUUGAUGUGGCUUAUAAUAGUGACGGCGUUGGUGCGGUGGUGGAAGGCGGUGUUGGCCCGAGGGAGCUGGCUGAGGUGGCGGAGGCGGGUUUGGAUGGGGUCGAGAGAAUGGAUUUUGAGGGGAGUGUUGUGAAUGCGGUUGAAGAUGUGACGCAAAAUGUGGAUGCUUCUUCGGCGAAUAAUUAUUCGCCGCGGGGAAAAGGUUUUAAACUCUUCGGAGUGCAAAUUAUAUGAGUGAGUCGAGUCGGUUUCGUAUUUAUAUUCCGCUCUCUCUCUCUCUCUCACUCUCUCUCGAUUUGUUUUUUUUUUUUUUUUAUUUGAGCAGUUGUUUUGCAUGAAUUGUAUUGGAGAAUUUGAUAGGUGUUUUCGAGACUAACAUAUAUUUUGAACAUUGGGUUGUUAAAGCAACCGGAUUAUGCUAUACUGUGUUUUUGUUUUCAUUUUUUUUU
This is a messenger RNA of Erythranthe guttata (spotted monkey flower), 2239 nucleotides long. Lineage: Eukaryota; Viridiplantae; Streptophyta; Magnoliopsida; Lamiales; Phrymaceae. The record is from RefSeq and is a predicted model, not a curated record.